Peronospora matthiolae is the source of this 183-nucleotide messenger RNA. NCBI's taxonomy places the organism in Eukaryota, Oomycota, Peronosporomycetes, Peronosporales, Peronosporaceae. The record is from the annotation of a GenBank genome assembly.
AUGGGUACAAGCUAUGGACAGACGGGGGCUAGCGAUUGCGGGGAGGGAGUGGAGGAGAUCUCUGACGCUAAUGCAGCGUCGGAUUCCAGUGUGAAUUGCGGGGGAAAAGGCACCAACGCGUCUGAAUGGACAGCGCUGACUUGCGUUCACUAUGGUCGACAAGUCGCGAAUAAGAGCCAAUGA